CGGCUGGCUAUGAAGCCCAGAAUCGGAAAAUCCACGUGGCCUCUUCCCAUUCGCCAAACACAGAAUCUUUUUCCGCUCUCUUCCUUCCCUCCGUCGCUGACCGUUAUAUCUCCUUCCACAAAAUCCCGCGUUUUAUUUAUUUAUUUAUUUAUUCAUUACUUUCAUUUUUAACCACCGACUCUCCCAUUCGCAUUUCCUGUCGUUUCAAAAUCCUGAAUAUUCAAACAGAUUUUCUCCAAAUUCUAUAAAUCUCAAUCCAAUUUCGUCUCGAUUAGUUUAUUUUUGUUGUCUUCGAUUCGUUCCAAAUGGCAGUUUUCUUGGAGAUUCGACGUUUCUCGAACGGAAUCUGCUAUUCGCCAAUCCAAAACUAUCUCAAUCGUUUUCUUGCUCUCCGGCCCUCGUUCCAGCUUGAAUUUUGAGGUUGGAGAUUCUGAUGAUUUUCAAGCGCAAUCUGCAAUCAGGAAAUAGCGGUUCACAUCAAUUUGAAUUUUCGUGAGCCCAAUCUUGUAAACUCUAGGUCUCUCUCACCAAAUUAGGGCGCAAGGUUUUCCAAUUGUUGUUAGUUGAGCACUCAUUUUGAUUGGCUGUUGAAGUCAAUCUGGCCUAUAAUCUAUGUUUACCAGCCUACUACAUGUUGAUUGCACAGCCCUUGUCAGAAUAGGGGCUGCAAUUUCCACCGCUUUAAAUGUUUUUGCAUCCGCCUUCUGCGAACUGUACUGUGUCGCAAAUUUGCCGGAAUCUACCUGUUCCUUGUCCAUGUGGGAUAGACAAGAUUGGCAAUGGAAGGUUUUACUAUUUAACUGGUUGCUCGGCAGGGGCAUGUGCUGGAAUUCUUUCUUGCAAGAUUCGGUGGAGAAGGCAGAUAUGUAGAGCGAGCACGCUUCCCUCCGACCGUGGAAACCCUAAUCUGAAUUUUGAAUUUCAUGAGUCAGCCAAGCGAAGCUUGAAAUCCCAAAAACUGUUAAUUGUUGGACAGUUGUCUGAUCAGUUAGAGUAUGGAGAAGAAUCGGGUCAGGAGCCAAUUCAAAUGGUGUCAAGCUUCACUAACUACCGAGAAGAUCCUCUCGUUGAUAAGCUGAGGACCCAACUGGGUGUAAUUCACCCCAUACCGUCGCCUCCUAUCAAUCGAAAUAUCGCAGGCUUGUUUGUGUUCUUUUUCUUUGUGGGGGUCAUUUUUGACAAGCUAUGGACAUCGAGGAAGAGAAACAAAGCGGGCCGUGAUGCUCGGUCAGGUACAUGGCCUCAAGUGCCCUCAAGUUUUUCCUUGUUUCUUGAGAAGGAUCUACAAAGGAAAGAGUCAGUGGAAUGGGUGAACAUGGUUUUGGGGAAACUGUGGAAGGUGUACAGAGCAGGGCUCGAGAAUUGGAUCAUUGGGUUGCUUCAGCCCGUCAUAGACAAUAACUUAAAGAAACCAGAUUAUGUGCAGAGAGUUGAGAUCAAGCAGUUCUCACUGGGGGAAGAGCCACUGUCGGUUAGAAAUGUCGAGCGCAGAACUUCCCGCCGAGCUAAUGAUUUGCAGUACCAAAUAGGCCUCCGCUACACAGGUGGUGCUCGUAUGCUGUUAUCACUGUCACUGAAAUUUGGUAUCAUACCCAUUGUUGUACCGGUCGGCGUCCGGGAUUUUGAUAUUGAUGGGGAGCUGUGGGUCAAACUGAGAUUAAUACCAACAGAGCCUUGGGUAGGAGCUGUUUCGUGGGCUUUUGUGUCCCUCCCAAAGAUCAAGUUCGAGUUGUCACCAUUCCGUCUGUUCAAUCUCAUGGCAAUUCCUGUUUUGUCGAUGUUCCUGACAAAACUACUCACGGAGGAUCUGCCACGUCUCUUUGUUCGUCCGAAGAAGAUCGUCCUUGAUUUUCAGAAGGGAAUGUCUGUUGGUCCUGUUUCAGAUGAUUUUAAAACUGGUGCAAUUCAGGAAGGGAAUAAAGACUUUGCUGGAGAACUAUCAGUGACUCUUGUAGAUGCUCAGAAGCUUGCUUAUGUCUUUCUCGGGAAGACAGAUCCAUAUGUUGUUCUAACGCUGGGCGAUCAAGUAAUUCGCAGUAAAAAGAAUAGUCAGACUACUGUCAUUGGGCCACCAGGAGAGCCAAUAUGGAAUCAGGAUUUUCAUUUGCUUGUGGCAAAUCCUAGGAAACAGCGAUUAUCCAUCCAAGUGAAGGACUCCUUUGGUUUCACUGAUUUCACUAUAGGCACUGGGGAGGUUGAGCUGGGGUCUCUUCAAGAUACAGUACCAACAGACAGAAUCAUAAACUUGCAAGGUGGGUGGGGAUUGUUUAGGAAUAGGUCUUCGGGGGAAGUAUUACUCCGUCUCACAUAUAAAGCAUAUGUCGAGGAUGAAGAAGAUGAUGGGACACAAGCAGAAACGUUGGAUGUCGAUUUAUAUGAUGAUGAGAGUUCAGACUCUGAUGAAGCAAAUGGCACAUACGAACAAAAUGAAAGGGACCUCUCUGGAGAAACAGAGAAAGAAUCUUUUGUGGAUCUACUAGCAGCUUUGCUUGUAAGUGAGGAGUUCCAAGGCAUAGUGUCAUCUGAAACAGGAUAUACACAACAAUCGGAAGAGGCCAGAUAUCCGGGAUCAACUGUACCGAUAUCACGUGGCCGCAGUGAUAAGUUCACACCUCUGGAUUCUGAGGGCAGUUCAGAUAGUUCUGGAGGAUUGACAUUGUUUUGGUUUGCGGUGAUAACAAGUUUAGCUGUAUUGACUUCUAUUAAUGUGGGUGGUUCAAGUCUUUUCAAUCCAUGAUAUACUAACACAACAUCUGUGGAGAACUGAAGCCCAAUGCUUGUGCUGGAUCAAAUGACGACCGUGAUCUCCCCUUCCAGAAGAAUCACAUGACGGGACCAGAAGCCAGACUUGCAUCGCUCACUCUAUAUAUUCCUUUCUCAUGUAUAUUCAGCAAAUCAGUGGUGGAGCAUUUUCUUGGCGGCAGAGUUUUGAUCCCUUUGUAUCUUUUAUCUCUGUUCAUAUUACAUUUCUCCUUCUAUCAAUAUCUUUUUUAGCUUUCCUAAAAUGAUUUGUACGGAACUGUCUUGUUUUGAGCUCUAUAGGGCAGUUAAUGAGCCA
Molecule: messenger RNA, 3058 nt
Organism: Magnolia sinica
Lineage: Eukaryota; Viridiplantae; Streptophyta; Magnoliopsida; Magnoliales; Magnoliaceae
Product: tricalbin-3
Exons: 10
Coding region: 686-2737 (683 amino acids)
Molecular function (GO): lipid binding
Source: RefSeq, a predicted model, not a curated record